This is a messenger RNA of Echinostoma caproni, 411 nucleotides long. NCBI's taxonomy places the organism in Eukaryota, Metazoa, Platyhelminthes, Trematoda, Plagiorchiida, Echinostomatidae. The record is from the annotation of a GenBank genome assembly.
AUGACUGCAGCCCGACCGAUACUAGUGGAGUUUGGAGGAGCGGGACCAAGGGACGUGCUAUGGUCAAAAGCAUCCCUUGUCAGUCAGCGCACAAAAGGGCACUACAGCAUACCUCCGAACAACCUAAGGCCGCAUGGGAAAAUCGACUAUAAUGGGUCCAAAGGAAUGGUCAGUAACUAUGGCGAUUGGACACAGAAGUCUGCACUCCUAAUAUACAACGCCACCAUCGCCAGUAAGUACAGGAGUCCGGGAGCCACCAUAGAUGAAGAUGAGCAACUGAUCAGGGCGCUGGAUGCACUAGCACAAUCCCAGCAGAAACUGGUCAUUGCUGGGGACUUCAAUAUUCCUGGCAUCCAGUGGACCACAGAGACCUGUUUCAAGGGUACACCAGCGGAAAUGUUUCUGGGAUGA